Molecule: messenger RNA, 368 nt
Organism: Funneliformis geosporum
Lineage: Eukaryota; Fungi; Glomeromycota; Glomeromycetes; Glomerales; Glomeraceae
Source: the annotation of a GenBank genome assembly
GAUCAAGGAAAUAAAAUUAAUAAAUUUAACAAUACUUUAAAUCAUCAUACUUACAUAAAAUCACAAAUGGUUAAUUACAAGCAUCCAUUUUGUAAGCGUACAUUUAGUAGUCGUUCAGGGUAUAGCCAGCAUGUUAAUAUUUGCGAUCAAUCUAUCAGUGAUAAAAGUGAUAAUUCUAUUAUGGAUAUUAAUAAUAUUUUGCUAGAAAGUGAAGAGAUUUUUAAUUCUAUUGAAAUGAAUGAUAAAAGUUUAUAUAAAGAUCUCCCUCCGCUUGUUAAAGAAUUACUUUUAAGUGAUGAUCAUAACAGUAAUUUUGAAAAUAUUAUAUUUGAAGAUUCAAUAAUAAACCAAGAUAUUUUAGAACCUGA